Molecule: messenger RNA, 2969 nt
Organism: Neoarius graeffei (lesser salmon catfish)
Lineage: Eukaryota; Metazoa; Chordata; Actinopteri; Siluriformes; Ariidae
Product: transmembrane protein 180-like
Exons: 6
Coding region: 215-1612 (465 amino acids)
Source: RefSeq, a predicted model, not a curated record
UACCCAUUUUACCCCGUCCCACUUUCAGCGAUAGUUUACCAAAAGUUACUAAUAACGUAAAAAUUAACAAUGUAUAACUAGAAGUCAUUUAUAAUUUCAGCAUUAUUUAUUUAUUUUUUUAAAAAAAAGUUUUGUUUUUUAGUGUCUUCCGCCUUACUUUAGUGAUUUUUGAAAUAUAUAUAAAAUUCUUAAACAUACAAAUAAAUAAAUCAUAAUGAAAGUGUUGAGAUUGUCCACACAUCCAGCCUCUGUGGCUUACUCCAUGACUACACUCGGAGCCAGCAUGAUGAACAGCAUUUUUAGUUUUUAUUAUGUGAAACUGUUCCUGAACAAGUACAAUAUAUCAGAAGGAGCUUUCCACAGGUCCCAGGUGGUGUAUAUGAUCUGGAACGCGCUGAAUGACCCGCUCUUUGGCUACCUGCAGGACAACUCUCGCAUUCCCUGCUGCUCUCAGCGAAGGCUCUCCAUCCUGUAUGGUGCUCCGUUCUACAGCCUGGCCUUCCUGCUUGCCUGGUUCCCCUGGCGGUCGUACGAGGCGGGGGACUGGCUGAGUGGCGUACACCUGGUCAUCACAUUGUGCGCCUUCGACGGCAUGCUGACCUUCGUGCUCCUGGCCCAGUGUGCCCUCUUUGCAGAGAUCUCCGAGAACCACCAGAUCCGCCUGAGGCUCAUCAAGUACAGCCAGGUGGCAUCUCUCAUCGGUUCCUCCAGUGUGCUCUUCUGCGGCCUCGUCUCCCACAACAUGGACAACUUCUUUGCCUUCCAGGUGUUCUGCAUGUUUGUGGCGGUGCUGGGAUGCGCCUGCAUGGUCUAUACAGGCAUCCACAGCGAGAGCCGCUUUGACACGAAGGUCACAGAGGCGAGCUCGCAUCAGCCUCCUCUGUCGCUCUCCGCUGUGGUUAGCAUGACGUGGCAGAUCCUCACCAACCGUGACUUCCAGCUGUUUGUGGUCAUGAACUUUUUCCAGGUCUUUCUCUUGGCCUUCUUUAACAACUUUGCCAUGAUCUUCUCCGAGCACCUCAUCCCUGCGAACGCCCUGCCGUCGCUGGCAAAGAGCUUCAUGUACGGCGCUGGAUUUAUCUGUCCUCAGUUACUGGUGUUGUGCAGUCAGAAUCUGCUGUGUGUGAUGGGGUAUUACCGCAUCAUCCUCCUCACAUUCGCUGUGGAAGCAGGAGGUGCCUUGGUGAUGCUGCUGCUGGGGUCGGGACACUACUACUGCCUCGCUGUGUUCAUCACUGUCAACAUGAUUUUGGUCCAGGCUUCUUUCAGCCUCUUUAACCUGCCGCUGGCUGAUAUCAUCGAUUCAGACCUGCAGAAAUACAAGCGCAGCUCCCCGCUUUCAUCAAUGGUUUUCGGGACCAACGCUCUCUUCACCAAACCUGCCCAGUCUUUAGCGCCCAUGUUGGUGGUCUCCAUUUUAAACCAGUAUGGCUAUGAGGAAGUGAAGAAUGCCUAUGCGAUAGAUCAGAGUGUACUGGAAACGCUCCACAGCACCAUGUUCUACCUGGUCUGCUUGGUGCCGUUGUGCAUCACCACUCUGCAGUUUAUCUUCUGGAAGCCGUUCUCAAUCAGAGACAGUCACACAACUGACUCAAAGUACGUAGAGGGAUGAUUUCAUGGAGACCCUCUGCUGUUUCAGACAAUAUUAUUACAAUCAAUAUAUUUUAUUUUAAGAUUUAAAGAAUGUAAAGGUUUGGGGAGAGGUGUUUUUUUUUAAGUUUAUUAGUGGGGCAUUGAAAUGCUAUAACUACUGACACAAUAAUACUAAUACAUUUGCAAAUGGCAAAUUUUCGCAUCCAUCUUGUGAUUUUUGCAACAAGAGAGCUGCUGUGAUGGUACAGGAGCUCUUAAAAACAUUAACAUCACAAUUAGUGAGAUUAUACAUUAUUACAUUAAACUGAUAUAUAGAGAAAAAGCAAAAAGUACAAAGACUUAUGAAAGAGCCAAAGCAGACAUGCAAUGAGGGAUGUCUGUUGUUCAUUCUAGGGGCACCAAUAAAUUUAAAACCAGUGGGUUUUUUUGUUUUUGUUUUUUUAUUUAUUUAUUUUGCGUGCCCAUCACAUGUACAAGGACCUCAGUAAGCUAAAGUACAAAAACUCCAGACAAAAUUUUACUUUUGUGAGAAGACAUUUAAAAUAUCUAUUUUUUGUUUUGAAAUAGUUUGAAAUGUAAGACAAUUUAAAAAAAAUCACUUCAUAAUGUUUCUCUACACUAAAGAAGAGGCACAAAACCACUUUUAUACUCACAGGGUAUAACAAUCUUUACCAAUAUGUACAUUUUCGGUUGGGAUUAUAAUAACCUGGGGUUCUCUCUCUCUCAACAUAUCUUUUUAGUAGUAGGUAAACUGUGGUGGGAUGUUUCUACACACAUGAACAGAUCAACAUUCUGUAAAAUCAGGACUGUCCUAAAGAUAUGGCAAUAAGCAUUACAUCACACAACAAAAAACUUAUCCAGUCCAAAUAGAGCUAAUAAUGUCCGUUUGGCCUGAGUUACAUGAAGGGUGCCAAUAAUUUUGGAGUCAGUUGUAAAAGAAUAACCAAAACUGAUUGGAGCGAGGAUCAUAUAACGGCACUAUACUUGAAUUUCAGCUAACCCUGCAGUUUUACAACCUGAUAAAUUUUCUUUGGUGGACAGAAAAAUGAAAUGGAGGAAGGAAGGAAUAAACGUACACCUUUUCAGAUGUGUACACGUUAGUGUGAUUGAGGCAUUACAGUGGGAAUGUUGUUGUGAAAGCUGUGUGCAGUUAUAACUUUCUAUUUUUCACUCCUUGCUGAUGGCAGUAAACGGCACUAGGUGGUACUAAAGGUACGCUGCGCUGUGGACCAGAAGGGUGCAAGUUUAAAUCCCAGCACUGGCAGUAAACCAGUCCUCGAGGAAAAGUGUGAACACUGAGCUGCUCCGCUUUGUGCUUGGACUGGAUCGUAACUUGAAUUUUUUCUUAAUCGGAAAAGUAGUUUGCUGUUUUUAAG